This is a messenger RNA of Penicillium paradoxum, 462 nucleotides long. RefSeq lists its product as uncharacterized. The record is from RefSeq and is a predicted model, not a curated record. The transcript is spliced from 3 exons. NCBI's taxonomy places the organism in Eukaryota, Fungi, Ascomycota, Eurotiomycetes, Eurotiales, Aspergillaceae. The coding region runs from base 1 to 462 and encodes 153 amino acids.
AUGUCAUAUUCUAUUAGUGUACCCGGGAAUGGUGUUGGCAACCGGCCCACCUGGCAAGAUCAGCUUCUUGACCAUUGCACACGCACCAAGCAGCCUCCUCCAGUCUUCAAUAUUGUCUCCGAUCGGCGAGGUACUUACCCUGAUUUCCGUCCUCUUCCUUCACCCCCUCCUCGAUAUCCAUCAUCCACAGUCUUUUCUUCCUACAGACCACGGAUGGCUAAUGAUCCUUAUCUCGGAAUUGCAGGAGGUCGUACUGCCUGGUCCAGCACCGUUACCGUUCAAGGCCAAAGCAUCGCCGCUCGCUACUGGUAUGACGGCCAGUUUAUCAACAAUGCCAAGGAAGACGCCGCCGAGGUCGCCCUCAAGACACUAAAUCAACAGCCUCGGGCUGCUACCGUCUAUCCGGGCCAGCUGUUCCCGCAGGCGACGUCGAGCGGCUAUGGUCGCGGAGGCGGGUAUUGA